UAUGCUGACAUUCCAAGCCGCAAAGAAUAUUGAGGCCAUUUUUUCCCCCUCAUACUGUGCAAACAGGUGAAAGGUUAGCCUUAAAUGUUCUUUUCCGCCUCCUGUUUAUUUCAUCCUCUUGAAAAGUGUGCCAUAUGGUCCCACAGCAGGCAGCCUUGGGUACAAGAACACCGUGAGAGAAAAAUCUGAAUCAUAACUGACUUCUGUUUGAAAAGAGAAAGUCAUACCAGGGAGAAGCUGUCCGAAACGUACCUGCAGACGAGACAAGCCGAGGAGGAAAACAUACUUGAAGCUAUGGCGAGGCGUAUGUAGUGCAGUGUUAUGCAGCAUCCCUGCAAAUUUUGCUUUUAAGUUUUAGGGUGUUUUUGUAUAUUGAGUUUUUUUAGGCUUGUUAUUGAGGAGUAAAGAGAGGACACGUGGCACCAGUUAGCCUACAGUGGGACGGUGAGAAGCCAGCAAAGCAGAUCACUGUGAAGAGGAUGGGGAAAAAAAGAAGAGCAUCACUUUGAUGGGUGAUAAUGCGGGAUCACACGUCCAGUGUUCAUGUGGAGGAGCUGCUGAGACAGUCUCAGAUGGAGUUACAGUGGAUCCAGAGACAGCUGGCCAUGAUUGCUGCCAGAAACAUAUACCAUCACCACCUGCACACCAAGGGCAAGUUAAGAUAUGAAGUUUCAGCCCAGCCAGCAGGACAUUCAGUCUACAAUGUGAACCGCUUCCGAUUGCUGGAGGAGAGAAACCGAGCUCUGAAGCUAGAGGUAGCUACGCUUCGCCAAGAGAAACAGCAGUACAGGAAACUGAAAGCAAAACUCCAUGCUGCCUUGCAGGAGAAAAAUCGUCUGAACCUUGAGCUGAUCAGUCACCAUCUGAAAGCAUCCAAGUAUGACCAGGUGUGUUCGGACUACGAGCAGCUGAGAGAGACCUUUGCUGUAGUGAGCCAGGAGAGAGACGUGGCCCAGCAGCAGAAGAGCCAACUUCAAGAAAAGGUGGAGAACCUGGAACAGGUUCUAAAGCAUAUGCAUGAGGCUGUAGAGCUGAAGCAGCAGCUGCACAUAGAGCAUGAGCAAGCCUUGGUGGCCCUUCACACCAGGCAGAGGGAGAUCAAUCAACUGCAAAAGGUCAAGGUUCGUGACCUGGAGCAGAAAUGCAGGUCACAGAGUGAUCACUACCACCAGCUGUCCAAAGAGCUGCUGAAUUUCCAUUUGCAAUCAGAUACUGUGGACAUCCUUAAAAUUAAUCCCACUUCCACAUCCCAGAUCUCCCUCUCACCACAGAAGGCACUCUCACAAGUCAUCCUUGGAUUUGAAGCCAAGCCACAGACAGGCGAUGAGAACGUGGCAAACACGCCAAUACUGAUCUCCCAGUUCUUGCCCUGCACAACCCAGACUGGAGACAGAGAAAGAACAGAACUGUCGUCUGUCAAAUCCAGCACCGUGACAUCGGACCGCCCCAGCAGCCCUCGGCAGCUGACCCCCUCAGAGAUGGAGGAUGAGGCCAGCCCAUCAACCAGGUCCAAGCCUCGCUACACAGGCCAGGUCCGCCUUUGCACUGCCCGUUACAGUUAUAACCCUUAUGAUGGACCAAAUGAGCAUCCCGAAGCAGAACUCCCCCUUGUGGCUGGAAAGUAUCUGUAUGUGUAUGGAAACAUGGAUGAUGAUGGAUUCUAUGAAGGGGAGCUGCUGGAUGGCCAACGAGGACUUGUCCCUUCCAACUUUGUUGAGUUUGUCCAGGACAAGGAAAAACCAGCGAUUCAGUCCGGAGAAGGAGGGGAAGACCUGGGCCCGCUGGACCAUACAUCCCUGGCCUUGACAGCAGUAGAUGGAGGUGUCUCCCAGGAUGGCCUUCUGGGAUCAGCUAAUGCCUUGGUUCCCUGUAGCAAUGGGACAGGGGGGCCCCUGGACCCUGAGGACCUGGCUGAAGAUGUUGUGCCUUAUCCCCGAAAGAUCUCCUUGAUCAAGCAGCUGGCACGGAGUGUCAUUGUGGCCUGGGAGCCUCCACUAGUGCCUUUGGGCUGGGGGAACAUCUCUGGCUACAAUGUGUUAAUAGAUGGGGAGCUUCGUGCCAGUAUCCCGUAUGGUGGCCGGACCAAGUGCUUGCUGGAGAAGCUGGACCUGGACGGCUGCGUGCAUCGCGUGUCUGUGCAAAGUGUCACCGACCGGGGCUUGUCGGACGAGCUGCGGUGCACCUUACUGGUGGGAGCCAACGUGGUGGUGGCACCGAGCGGUUUGCGGGUGGAUGACAUCCAGCGUGACACUGCCGAGCUCUCCUGGUUGCCUAGCAACAGUAACUAUGGUCACACCGUAUUCUUGGAUGGGGUGGAGCACGCAGUGUUAAAGCCAGGAAGGUAUAGACUACGAUUUUUCAACUUGAAACCGCUGACUGUGUACAAAGUGACGGUGCUGGCACAGCCACACCAGGUGCCAUGGCAGCUGCCACUGGAGCAGAGAGAGAGGAAAGAAGCUGGCGUGGAGUUCUGCACUCAGGCUGCAGGUCCAACACCAUAUUGCAGAACAGGACCUCCCCUGCCUCCCCAGGAUGUACAGGUGCUCUGUGGGCAAGCCCCAGGGGUCCUACAGGUCCACUGGAAGCCUCCCAUCCUCUCUCCCACUUGCACAUCUAACGGGGCAAAUGUUGUUGGCUACGCAGUCUGCACUAAAGGACAGAGGAUAGCUGAGGUGUUGUACCCAAUGGCAGAUUAUGUUAGUAUUGAUCUGUCAAGGAUUCAGUGCCUGGAGGCCAGGGAAGUCAUCGUCAGGACGCUGUCAGUACAGGGAGAAUCCCAAGACUCCCAAGUCGCCGUCAUUCCAAACAAUCUGCUCGUGCCUCUACCUGCGCUUCCCCUGCCACCGCCAAUGCACCCGCACGCAGGCCCCCCUCCACACACCCACACUCAACCCCAUCUCCAAUCCCCUCACCUUCCUCAUGCCACACCCCAACUUCCUGCUCCACCCCAGCCACAUGGACAACCACUCCCACCCCAUCCUCCACACCCUCAACCCCAUUCCAGACUUCCCCAUCCAGGCGGACCCCCUCAACCUCAGCUUCGACCCCCACAUCCUCACCCCCAGCCUGUACAUCUCCAGGUUCGCCCGCCCCACCAAGGUCCCAGUCCUCAGCACCAACUGCCUCUGCUACCCCAUCCCCACCACCACCCUGUACCUCAGAGACCAGUAUGUGCCAGAGACCUGGAUGCCAAAGAGCAUGCAGCCCACCAUGGGGGAGCUAUUCCACCUGGCCAGCCUGGGUGGGACCCUACACGCUCUCCCUCUUCCCAGCCCCCUGUGCCCAUGCAAGGCCACACCCUUGAGGCUCCUUCUCCUGCCAAUCCACGCUCACCAUCCCCGCAGAGGAUUCUACCACAGCCCAGAGGCACUCUCAUCCCGGACACAGUGGCCAAAGCGAUUGCCAGAGAAGCAGCGCAGAGGGUGGCAGCAGAAAGUAGCAAGGGGGACAGGAUGCAAGGCAGAUACGGAGAGCAGAGUCAUUCUUUUCACCAGCAUCACUCCGAUGAGGAAGAGGAAGAUGAGGAAGGCUUUGCUCGUGGCCGUCGGAGAGGACCCUCAGUCGACGAGUUCCUCAGAGGGUCUGAGCUGGGGAGGCCGCCUCACUAUAGUCACAAUGAAGAUUAUCACAGCGAAAGCAGCCGGGGCUCUGACCUGUCUGACAUCAUGGAAGAGGAUGAGGAGGAGCUGUACUCUGAGAUGCAGCUGGAAGAGGGACGUCGACGCAACUCGCACAACACACCCAAGACAAACACUCCUGCUGGAGGCCGGGAGACUGGGAGAAGAAUUCAUCAUGGCGGUGCCCAGCCUCAGAGACGACCUCUAAUGGUUCCCUCCAUUGAUGGCUACAGGGACCGGGAUCGCCGCUCUCCCACGUAUUAUGAUGAGUCAGAGCCCGAGGAGUCUUUCCGGAUCUUUGUGGCCCUGUUUGACUACGAUCCUCUGUCCAUGUCCCCCAACCCAGAUGCAGCUGAUGAAGAGCUGCCUUUCAAAGAGGGGCAGAUCAUUAAGGUGUAUGGUGAUAAAGAUACAGAUGGAUUUUACAGAGGAGAACUAAGGGGCAGGAUGGGUCUGAUCCCCUGUAACAUGGUGUCAGAGAUACGAGCAGAGGAUGAGGAGACCUUGGACCAGCUCAUCAAACAGGGCUUCCUGCCGCUCAGCACCCCUGUGGACAGAAUAGAGCAGAACAGAAGAGGCCUCCGUCGAGAUCAGGCCUCGAGGAGGAUGGUGGCUCUUUACGACUACGACCCCAGAGAAAGCUCCCCUAAUGUUGAUGUUGAGGCCGAGCUGACCUUCUGUGCUGGUGACAUCAUUGCCGUGUUUGGAGAUAUUGAUGAAGAUGGAUUCUAUUAUGGUGAGAUGAACGGCCACCGCGGUCUGGUUCCCUCAAACUUCCUGGAAGAAGUGCCUGAUGACGUGGAGGUGUAUCUGACUGAUACUCCGUCCCACUACCCCCAGGAAGAGCUUGCCGCCGACCGCCCCUCUACCAACUCUGCCGCCACCGUCUCAGAGGGCAAACGGGGUACCACAGAAAUCACUGACACAGUUGACAACGACGCCGCACCUAUCAGAGCGCCGUCCCCGAUUGUGCGGCCCCUCCUCCCGGGCACCAUGAGACCCCUGAGCCCUACCAGGGGCCCCAAAAUCUCGCUGGACCCCCGGGACUCCCAAGACCUGGCAAACAAGAAGAAGAAAGGAAUACUUUCUAAGGGAAAGAAGCUGCUGAAGAGACUCUCCCCUGUGAAAUAAAAAAAACCCUGUACAAUACAUGCACACGCUGGGCUCUGUAUAUCGCAUCCAUACAAACAGCUCUGAUCCCAACAACACAUGGCAGAGAGGAUGUGAGCUUUGUCUCCUGGACUGCGUGAGCCUAUCUGAAUAUAACCAGUGACACAGUUACGAUUGGUGUUUGGUGAUGGAUACAAAUCAGCGAAGCUAUGUACAGUACAGUGCCAAAAGCAAGACAGAGGUCACCUGCAGACACAAAAAUAUAUUACUGUGAUGUAUUUUAAAUCAACGGAUGACUAAGAAAAAACAAACAAACUAGGAUUUUCAUGACAUGUGUUCUUCUCUUUUCUUCAUCAUUAGUGAAAGGAACUAUACUUUUGUUGAAGCAGGGUAUCUGUGAAAACAAAUCAUCUGGUUACUGGUUAAGUUUCUCAGCAAAAAAAAAAAAAAAAUGUUAGUAGGAGUACUGAUGUCACUACACGGAUCACACUCCUCUAAGGAAAUCUCAAAUAGACUACACUGUUAUUGAGGCAUUCUGCGAAGUAAUGCUGGCUGCUAACACAAAGGCUUUAUUCAGUGCAAUAUCAGAGAGAGCUGGUAGCAUAUGUGGGAGGAAAAGAAUCAUUUCCACGUAUACCUGUGAUUCAGCGGAUAGUUUUCUGUGAAGAAAGGAUUUUUAAAAGAAAGAAUAGCAGACUGACAACAGGGCAUUAACGUCAGAAGAAGCAGGCAAGCUAGAUGUCUCAGUGGCCUUUAUGAAAACAAUAUGAGCAUGACAUUCCUCCUUCAAUCACAAGGCUGAUUUACACCAGUUUCUUUGUUUCACGAUGAGUCGCUUGUGCUUUGUCAUUUUCGAAUCUUGGCUAAGAGCAGAAAUGUUUGUCGUCCUCGCUGUCAAGCUGUCAUGAAACGCCUAGUUCAAGACAAAAUUUUGUGUCCGUCUUCCUAUUGCACAAAGGUGGGUGUUUCUGUCUGACGACUGGUGAAAAGAUAUGUUUUGCGUGCCUGCACAUGUGUGUGCGUGCGUGUGCAAGGCAGCAUGUGAAGCAUUCAUGUUUUGCACCUUUCAUGUUUCUUGUUCACUUCUUUUGUUUGUGAGGGAGAGGUCAGAUAGUUAUUGGUCAUGUGGUCUAGUGAUGUGCCGCUACCUCCAUUGCCUGUGCACAGUUUGGUUUUGUUGACUCACGUAGAGGGCCGCAUUAAGGCGUCGCAGAAAUUACACAUCAAAGUGUCAAGGUGUUCAUUGUUCUCUGGUUCAGUUUCAUCUAGGCUACCCGAUAUGCUACAUGACUUGUACUCGCAGUACAUAAGGACUAUACCAUAAAAAGUUACACAGCUUAUAUACAUUUAAAAAGGAAUCUGGAACAGAACAAUGUUUUACUUUAGUUUUGUGAUUUUAUAAUAUUGAGCAGUACACCUCAAAGCAUUGGAGAGUCUGGAGAACCCACACACUGAUCAGUAAUGCCAAUUUUCUGUUUUUGCUCCAUUUAGCUUGUUGUCUCACUGAAUGUUUUCUAUAUUUAAUCAAGUGUUUAAAAACAAACAACCUAUUUACAUAAUGUUGCUAAAAGAUUUGCACCAGAAAAUGUAAUCAGAUCAGUAGGAACUACUUAAUAUCCUGCAGGCUGUCACACUGAUGCUCUAUUAAAUCACUCAUUUGCUGUCAGUGCAAAAAGCUCUUUCUUGAGGGAGUGAGAAAACACAAAUGAAUCUGAAUCAAGCUGUGAUUCUGUGUCUUGAGUGAGACCAAAUGUCAGCAUUUUAGUCUGAUUUUUUUCCCCCAAAUGGAACCGUAAAUAUAUUCAAUAUUCAAUUUAAUUUCAUGAAUUUAUUUGAACAUUGUUCAAAUUUGCUGCUGUGGCCAACAUUUCAAAGUGAAACUUUGUUUUAAGAUGGUUUUCAUCCAGGUAAAUUUGAAAAACCUGUAGCCUGGAGAGCUAAUCAAAUGGAAUUUUUAAUACAGUAAUUGGAAGCCCUCAAACUGUUGUUUUCCCUUUUGUUUAUGGAAACAUACUGACUUGAAAAAUAUUUUUCUUGGUCUUAGAAGUUUUACAGUUUGUAUUUUCUAAUUUAAUUUGAAGUUCAAGACAUUCAAACUGCCAUUCUAACCUUCCAUCUCACUGAUCACAUGAAGUAACAGCACAGAAUUCACUUGUACGUAUCUUCAACCCACUGUCCUACCUCAGUUUUGUCCUUUGAGGAGACAGACAUUGUGUGUGCUAAUUAUACAAGUUUAAAGACAUAAAGUUCUCAGUCAAAAUUUCAUUUUUGAAAGCAAAUAUUGAAGAAAAAGAAGAAGGGUGUGCACCAACAUUUUGUGUGCCAUGAAGGUAACAAAAAGUGCUCAGUUACUCACCAGAGGGAUAGUAUGUCUCAUAGCUUUAAUGAUUUAAAACUUCUUUACUCUGUGUUUGGUUUUAAAUAUCCAUUAUAUCCUGUUUAUCUCCAGUUGUGUCUUAUGUCAAGUUGCACUUAAAAGACGUGUCAGAUAUGAGUUUAUUGUGUGAAACAGGGUUCUACUCUCUUCAUUCUUUAUUUAUGUUAUUGAUGAAAUGCAAUGACAAGAAAGGGUUUACCAAAGUGGAAUCUGAGAAAAGUUCAACUGGCAAUAGGUUUACAUGUGAUUCUUUUUGUUCCAAAGCUGUUUUAUGAGUAGUUUCUCAUUCGCUCUGUCACAAAGUUGAAAUACUGUAACAUGGUGUCCCAAUACCAAAUCAUUCACUUGUGAAUGGGUGUAGUGUCUCAAAAUGCUGUAGCUCUUUUGUACUAUGAUCCAUUUGUAGAUAAUUUAUAAAUGUUUCUACUUGAUUUUACGAAAGCCUUUUUGUUAGUGCACUGAGAUUUCCUCUCCCUGUAAAAGACUGCAAGCAUUCUCCAUAGUGUCCUUUGAAAUCAGAUGUAUCAGUCCACCGUAUGUGCUUGCUUUGUGAAGUAUAUAUAUAAAAAAAGAAAUCAUUGGACAGUAUUUAUGGUGAUUAAUUAUGUGUGGGUGU
Messenger RNA from Scatophagus argus, 7720 nucleotides. It is a transcript of the gene rimbp2a, whose product is annotated as RIMS binding protein 2a. The transcript has 23 exons. Bases 519 to 4748 code for a protein of 1409 amino acids. NCBI's taxonomy places the organism in Eukaryota, Metazoa, Chordata, Actinopteri, Scatophagidae. Gene Ontology annotation, biological process: neuromuscular synaptic transmission. The record is from RefSeq and is a predicted model, not a curated record. Gene Ontology annotation, molecular function: protein binding.